CUUGUGUAUUCCUCUCAUUUCACGUUUCGCCAUCUUCCAAGCCAGCCACCCACUUAUUUAAUCCUUCUCAUUCCCAGUGGAUAGAAAAAUGCGUGCAACGACCCUGUCAACCAUUGUGAUUUCAUUACUGGCCACAAUCGCAAAUUGUGAAAUCAACCAACCUCUCAAUGAAACUGGGUUGGAUCCAUCCAACACAAAAUACAAUGCUUUUAACCCGGAAUGGCCCGACUCAAAUAAUUUUAAAGUUGCAAUCUACAAUUACCAAACGACCUACUGGGUUUUCCACUACCAGAAUGGGACAGAUGAUUACAUCGGGCAACGGUGGGGUUGUAAUACGCAAUCUCUUUGUCAGUGGUAUGUUCAUAAAGAUACCGCUGUCUUAGGCCGGUAUCGCCGCUUUCAAAACGUGGCAACCGGAUACUGCCUUCGUGUCGGGGAUGGUACUCUAAACUGCGCCAAUGCCAACGCCAUCCCAAACAAUACCCCGAUUACGCCAGCCACCUGCAAAUCGUAUGCGGAAGACAACUGCCAAUAUUUUUCCCAAGGCGGCCACUACAUUUCGAGCAAUCAAUAUGUAAGUUUCAUAAUUUGGUUGUAA
This is a messenger RNA of Folsomia candida, 598 nucleotides long. RefSeq lists its product as uncharacterized. Bases 89 to 598 code for a protein of 169 amino acids. NCBI's taxonomy places the organism in Eukaryota, Metazoa, Arthropoda, Collembola, Entomobryomorpha, Isotomidae. The record is from RefSeq and is a predicted model, not a curated record. The transcript is spliced from 3 exons.